UAAAAAGUUCGGCGCCGGUCGCCCAUAGCCACUCACUCACCUGAGCGCUGGCCGUCGCGCGCACUGCCUGGGUCUGCGCUCUCGCCCUAUGUCCCGCCGCAAGGCCGGCCGCGUGCCUUGCCGCUUAGAUCCGGAGCCGGACGCCGACGUGGAGAUGCCCGACCUUGUCAUAGAUGUAAAGCCGGACCGCAACCUGGGGUCCUCGGCGCAGCUGCCCUGGUUCGCGAGGGACAAGCCCACGUCCGGGGUCUUCGGUAUGGAGCAUCAACUCCAAACCGCCUCGUACCCCCUCGGCGCGCCCACCACGUGUGCCCCGCGGAUGCCUUUGAGUUCUAAGUCUUCCGACCGCCACCACUGGACCGACAUGCACCCAGAUCUGUUGACCUGCGGCCGCUGCAGGAAGAUCUUCCCAUUAGGGGCCAUCAUCGCUUUCAUGGAUCACAAAAAACAAGGCUGUCAGCUUCUCCAAGUCUCCGACCCCAUCUCAGAAUCCAAAGAACUGAAGGCUCUGAGCUGCCUCCAAUGUGGCAGACAGUACCCGAGUGCUUGGAAGUUGCUGUGCCAUGCCCAGUGGGACCAUGGGCUAUGCAUCUACCAGACAGAACAAUUGCUGACCCCAGAGGCUCCUCUGCUGACCCCAGAGGCUCCACUGCUGGGCCUGGCUGAGGUGGCUGCAGCCAUGUCAGCAGUGGCAGUGGUAGGGCCAGUUAAGGACAAGCCCCCUCCAGUGAGAAGUGCUGCCCGGCGGAGCCCCACCUGCGAUUUGUGUAACAAGACCCUCAGCUCUUUCAGCAACCUCAAGGUCCAUAUGCGUUCCCACACUGGUGAGCGGCCCUACUCCUGUGACCAGUGUUCCUAUUCCUGUGCUCAGAGCAGCAAGCUGAACAGACACAAGAAGAUCCAUCGGCAGCCAACAACUGGGAGGACCCAUCGGCAGCCAACAGCUGGGAGGACCCAUCGGCAGCCAACAGCUGGGAGGAGACCCUCCACUUCCACCAGUAACUGGGGAUUCUCCCCAGCAGCCCCUCCAGAACCAGCUGCCUAUGCAGCUGCUCCAGCCAGCAUGCUACCAUGCCAGAAUGUGGAGAAGGCUGGAGCUGCAGCCACAGCAGGAGUCCAGGAACCUGGGGCCCCUGGCAGCGGAGCUCAAGGGGGUUCAGGUUUUGUUGGCUGGGAAGCCACUGUCAAAGUAGAGAGGACUGACCCUGUAAAGACAACACCUAGGAAGAGCAAUGGGCCUGGGGGCGAAGUCCUUCACCAACAGCAGCAACACUGGCGAGUGACCAGUGUCCCUGUGCUUGUGCCUGGGCACAAGCAGCAAGCUCAACUGUCUGGUAAAACUGUAUAAGUGCCUGCACUGCUUUGUGCCCUGUGACAGAAGCACCCGGUGAUGGCCUGAGACCUGUUCUGUAGAGGUGUCACUUCAAGUAGAAAUGGGCAGGCACUUAAGUCUUUCCUCUGUGAAUAAACCAUCUCCUACU
Messenger RNA from Mastomys coucha (southern multimammate mouse), 1481 nucleotides. It is a transcript of the gene Znf296, whose product is annotated as zinc finger protein 296. Gene Ontology annotation, biological process: regulation of transcription by RNA polymerase II. The coding region runs from base 89 to 1348 and encodes 419 amino acids. The transcript is spliced from 3 exons. Gene Ontology annotation, molecular function: DNA-binding transcription factor activity; RNA polymerase II cis-regulatory region sequence-specific DNA binding. NCBI's taxonomy places the organism in Eukaryota, Metazoa, Chordata, Mammalia, Rodentia, Muridae. Gene Ontology annotation, cellular component: nucleus. The record is from RefSeq and is a predicted model, not a curated record.